Messenger RNA from Trichogramma pretiosum, 712 nucleotides. RefSeq names its product cytochrome c oxidase subunit 5A, mitochondrial (gene COX5A). Gene Ontology annotation, biological process: mitochondrial electron transport, cytochrome c to oxygen. Bases 96 to 560 code for a protein of 154 amino acids. NCBI's taxonomy places the organism in Eukaryota, Metazoa, Arthropoda, Insecta, Hymenoptera, Trichogrammatidae. The transcript is spliced from 2 exons. Gene Ontology annotation, cellular component: mitochondrial inner membrane. The record is from RefSeq and is a predicted model, not a curated record.
CACACAGUUACUGCGUUUACGCAACAGCUACUCGGUGCACAGCUCUUCUUCUCUCUGCAGAAUAGUUUGUCCAACGAAACCGACAAAAAAACAUCAUGUUGAGAAUCGCAGCUGGUCGACUGACCUCGAGCCUUCGUCAGGCUGUGCAGCCAAGACAGGCUACCGGUGCCGUCGCACUCGUGCAAGCUCGGGCAUCCCACGGCCACCACGAGACCGAUGAAGAGUUCGACGACAGAUAUGAAAAAUUCUUCAACAGACCCGACAUAGAUCAUUGGGAAAUCCGAAAGGCCAUGAAUGAUCUUGCUGGUAUGGAUCUUGUACCCGAACCAAAGAUCAUCUGUGCUGCACUCAAAGCCUGCAGGCGACUCAACGAUUAUGCUUUGACUACAAGAUUUUUAGAAUCAGUCAAAGAUAAAUGUGGUCCAGAAGUAGACAAAAUUUAUCCAUAUAUUUUGCAAGAAAUUAGACCAACAUUGGAUGAGCUUGGCAUCAGCACACCUGAAGAAUUAGGAUAUGAUCAACCAGAAUUAUGGUUAGAAUCCCCAGAAAAUAUACAUUAAAUUAAUAAGGUCAGUUUCUGAAAAAGAACUAGUCUAAAUUAUAGAAACAAGCCUUACAUUUCAAAACUAGUUUAAAAAACUGCUUAUUUAAAAUGUACAUUACACUUGUUAUCAAUGAUAAUAAUAAAUAAAUAAAUUUUGUUCUUAAAUAA